This is a messenger RNA of Daucus carota subsp. sativus, 1209 nucleotides long. Its product is annotated as ethylene-responsive transcription factor ERF024. The transcript has a single exon. Gene Ontology annotation, biological process: regulation of DNA-templated transcription. Lineage: Eukaryota; Viridiplantae; Streptophyta; Magnoliopsida; Apiales; Apiaceae. Gene Ontology annotation, molecular function: DNA-binding transcription factor activity; DNA binding. The record is from RefSeq and is a predicted model, not a curated record. Bases 291 to 905 code for a protein of 204 amino acids.
GCAUGUCAUUAUCUGAAAUUACUGCCUUACUGGCGACUAUUAAUUAAUUAGUUGGGAUCCAAACUGUAUUGUUGUGAGUGUGCUUAUCUCCUGCCGUAGCUUCUGCUGCUUCCAACUAAAAACUGGUUUACACCUCAAACCCUAAAACACCCAGUUCAUCACCCAACUGGUCUGCACUCUCCACUUACAAUUCACUACUCCAAAACCCUUGUAAUCCCAUCCCCAUAAAUGGAAUCAAUCACCAUGCUAAGCUUCAUCCAACUCCUCCGUUCCUUGGCAAAUAUCUAUAAAUGGAACGAUAUUCUAGCAGCAGCUUUGAUGCCAACAAUUCCUCGCCUCCCGGUUCGGGCUCUCCGUCUUCCGGGAGACACCCGGUUUAUCGCGGUGUGAGGCGUAGGAAAAGUGGGAGCGGAAAAUGGGUAUCUGAAAUCCGUGAGCCGCGCUCGCCUAACCGAAUAUGGCUAGGCACAUUUUCGUCGGCUGAAAUGGCUGCGGUGGCAUAUGACGUGGCAGCCCUUGCCUUAAAAGGCAAAGACGCCGAGUUGAACUUUCCCGACUCGGCCUCUUCCUUGCCGGUACCCGCGUCAGCUUCCCCGCGUGACAUCCAAGCAGCUGCAGCCAUUGCGGCUUCAGCCGCUGGGGCGGCUGUUGACACAUUUCGCGGAGUUGACAGGACUACUAAUACAAGGGCGAUGAUAGCCGAUCCGAAUAUUAAUACGAAUAAUAAUGUUAUUGCAAGUCGAGUAGAUCAUGAUAAUAACUUCGUUGAUGAGGAUAUGAUAUUCGAUAUGCCGAAUAUUCUCGUCAAUAUGGCGCAUGGAAUGCUUCUGAGCCCUCCAAGAAUGAAUGUGGAAGCUGAUUUCGAUCCAGACUAUGCAGGAGACAACCUCUGGAACUAUCCAUAACUAUUUUCUUCGCAAGUCACCGGCUAAUAUAUAAGUACCGUAUAUGAAUAUAUAAAACCUGGAAGCAUAUGUAUAUGCUCGUUUUUAAUUAGCAGGGUUUGUUACGGGAUUUGAUUGUCCACUCUUUGGAGCAAGGAUAGAUCAAAUGACUGUAUGUUUUACCUUGUUAUGCCUUCUUUCUACGGGAUCCGUGGACUUUACUUCCGAUGGAUAUAUCGGAUACUUAUGUUUGGUUUGAUUCUCUGCAUUACUGGUUUUAAUUUCUAGAAAGGGUGUGGUCUCUGCGAAUGAAAGAAAUUGAAAU